Molecule: messenger RNA, 8383 nt
Organism: Oncorhynchus nerka (sockeye salmon)
Lineage: Eukaryota; Metazoa; Chordata; Actinopteri; Salmoniformes; Salmonidae
Gene: panx2
Product: pannexin 2
Exons: 5
Coding region: 922-2892 (656 amino acids)
Biological process (GO): positive regulation of interleukin-1 production; monoatomic cation transport; cell-cell signaling
Cellular component (GO): plasma membrane
Molecular function (GO): wide pore channel activity
Source: RefSeq, a predicted model, not a curated record
AGGACAGGAGGUAUCCCUGUUGCUCUGGGCACGGUACAAACUUACAAACUCAUCUGCGAGGAACCACACUCUUUGAGAACUAAGAGAAAGAUCAUAUGUCCUCUCUUCAACCUGACACGCUGUGUGUGGACAAAAGCACAGAAUGUACACAGCACAACUGGAACACACUGAAAACCACUGACUGAACCUAACGUCCUUCCUCAAUGUUGGAAGAGACAGUCAGAGAGCGUUGUUUGUCCCACUCACUCUCAGUGAACAUACCCCAGACUGUCCUGUGUGAGUAAAGGUAGCUAGGAGGACGGGGCAAAAGGUGAGAGGUCCCACUCACAGUCAGUGAACAUACCCCAGACUGUCCUGUGUGAGUAAAGGUAGCUAGGAGGACGGGGCAAAAGGUGGGAGGUCCCACUCACAGUCAGUGAACAUACCCCAGACUGUCCUGUGUGAGUAAAGGUAGCUAGGAGGACGGGGCAAAAGGUGGGAGGUCCCACUCACAGUCAGUGAACAUACCCCAGACUGUCCUGUGUGAGUAAAGGUAGCUAGGAGGACGGGGCAAAAGGUGGGAGGUCCCACUCACAGUCAGUGAACAUACCCCAGACUGUCCUGUGUGAGUAAAGGUAGCUAGGAGGACGGGGCAAAAGGUGGGAGGUCCCACUCACAGUCAGUGAACAUACCCCAGACUGUCCUGUGUGAGUAAAGGUAGCUAGGAGGACGGGGCAAAAGGUGGGAGGUCCCACUCACAGUCAGUGAAGAUCCCAAGACACCCAAGAGGCUAUCCAUCAAGACCCAGCCAUUACUGACUUUACAUAGCCUCAUAACCAGGUCUGGCCCGGAGACAGCCAGUCCUGUGUGUGUGGAAGUAGCCCAGUGUGUGUGGGUGGAGGUAGCUAGGAGGAGGGGGCGCCAGUUGUCUUCUCAGGCCGGAUGCAGAACAUCCUCGAGCAGAACUUAGACAUGGCCACGGCUCUGCUGGCGGGGGAGAAGCUGAAGGAGCUGAUUCUGCCUGGCUCUUCCCAGGAUGAGAAGGGAGGCAUGCUGGCCGGCCUCAUGGUCCAGCUCAAACUAGAGCUACCAUUUGACCGCGUCGUCACCAUCGGCACCGUCAUUAUCCCCAUCCUGCUUGUCACACUCGUCUUCACAAGGAAUUUCGCAGAGGAGUCAAUCUACUGCUACACGCCUCACAACUUCACCCGUGACCAGGCCCUGUACGCGCGAGGCUACUGUUGGACAGAGCUGCAUGACGCCGUGCCCGGGGUGGAGCCUGAACUUCGACCUUCGCUGUUCGAGCACAAGUUCCUGCCCUAUGCUCUUCUGGCCUUUGCUGGCAUCAUGUACAUCCCUGCUCUCGGCUGGGAGUUCAUGGCCUCCACAAGACUUACCUCCGAGCUCAACUUUCUGCUUCACGAGAUAGACAACUGCUACCACCGGGCGGCCGAGGGCCGGGCCCCUAAAAUCGAGAAGCAGAUCCAGUCUAAAGGACCGGGUAUCACUGAGAAAGAGAGACGUGAGAUCAUUGAGAAUGCGGAGAAGGAGAAGAGCCCCGAGCAGAACCUGUUUGAGAAGUACCUGGAGAGACGAGGCCAGAGCAACUUCCUGGCCAAGCUGUACCUGGGUCGCCACCUGGCCAUCAUCUGCCUCAGCUCCAUCCCCAUCUCCUACCUGAGCGCCUACUGGCACCGCCAGCGCCAGAACGAGUUCAGCUGUGCCCUGGGGGAGCCUCCAGACACCAGCAGCAUCCCAGAGCUGAGGCUCAGCGUCAACUGCAAACUGCCGGCCGUGCAGCUGCAGAGGAUCAUGGCCGCCGUGGACAUCGCCCUGCUGAGCACCAUGAACCUCGUCAUCCUGGUCAACCUGCUGCACCUGUUUGUGGUGCGCAAGUCCAACUUUGUGUUCGACAAACUGCACAAGGUGGGCAUCAAGACGCGGAGGCGCUGGCAGAAGUCCCAGUUCUGCGACAUCAACAUUCUGGCCAUGUUCUGUAACGAGAACCGUGACCACAUUAAGUCACUCAACCGCCUGGACUUCAUCACCAAUGAGAGCGACCUCAUGUAUGACAACGUGGUGAGGCAGCUGCUGGCCGCGCUGGCCCAGUCUAACCAAGAUGUCACGCCCACAGUGAGGGACUCAGGCAUCCAGACCCUAGAUCCCAAUAUGGACCCCUCUCUCCUGGGGGUAGGGGAGCUGGGAGGGGAGCCACUGGUCAUCAAACGACCACGCAAGAAGAUGAAGUGGAUCCCCAGCUCCAACCCUCUCCCGCAGCCCUUUAAGGAACCUCUGACAAUGACGCGUUUGGAGAACAGCGUUAAGCCUGAGAAGCCCAAACUGGUGAGGAGGAAAACAGUGGCAGAGAGCUACGUCGCUCCUUUAAGCAAGAGCACACAGUACUCUGCUAAAGAUAUGAGCACGCUGGAGAAAAAGCAUAGUCGCAACUUUUCCCUGGAUGUCCACCCGUACAUGCUGACCAUCCGCAAGCCCACCAAAGUAGAGACAGUCAGCGCAGAGCCUCUACCCCCAGACCACACCCUGGACUCGGUGUUCAUCGAGGGCACACACACCAUUGUCCAUGUCUCCGCUUCUAUCACAGAAAAGAAAGAUCGCACUCCAGAAUCCACCAACACAGUCUUCUCUACAAUGACCGUCCCCACCAGCACCUAUAUGAACGGUGCCACUCCCAGCCCUAACCCACCAUUUCUCGCUGACCGCCACCUUAUAGAACCCCUGAUCGAGCAAGAGGAGCCUGAAGAUGCCCAGCCUGCAGUCUUCACUCGGAUCCCUUCCCACCAGCUGCUCAGUAUGCAUCAGCUACUCAGUAUGGAGGAAGAGGAGGCUAGAGGCCAGGGGGCCAGACUGUCUGAGAGACCCGGGGGGGAACUGAUCUCUGCUGGGGAGUGUUGAGGAGGAGACACACACAUCCCAUCCCACCUAUAGCCAAAAGCCACAUUGUAACCUUAACCCCUAGUUAUGCUGUGCUCAUACCUCACUACUCCUCUGGUGAAGGCACUGAGUGUGAGUGCUGAUGGUGCUGAACCAGAAUUUUUAGCUGGAGUGUUGAAGAUUUAACAAGAUGGAGCAUAAGAGAGGAUAGUGGUUCAAUGUGUUCUGAUCUACCCAUAGUCAUCUGACUGCUGUUACUCUCUCCACACAUGAAGACUUCGGUGAAAUGCACACAGGAGCAUUACCUUUGUAGAUCCUGCACAGUUGAAUGGAGCAUUUGUUGGUCAUGUUCUUCACUUGGAGAGGAAGCAGCUCUUAAUGAAAAAGAUAAGAAAGAGAAUAGGGAAGACAUACGGUUUGAAACUUUUUAAACACAUUUUAGAAAAGCACACAAUCUAUAGUCCAUUCGGAAAGUAAUCAGGGCCAUUCACUUUUUCCACAUUUUGUUACGUUACAGCCUUAUUCUAACAUGGAUUAAAUAGUUUUCCCCCAUCAAUCAACACACAAUACCACAUAAUGACUAAGCAAAAACAGGUUUUUUUUUAAAUUUUGCAAAUGUUUAAAAAAAAGAUGGAAAUAUCACAUUUACGUACACUACCGCUCAAAAGUUUGUGGUCACUUAGAAAUUUCAUUGUUUUUGAAAGAAAAGCACCUUGUUCUGUCCAUUAAAAAUAAGAUCACAUUGAUCAGAAAUACAGUGUAGACAUUGUUAAUGUUGUAAAUCACACCUGACUAUUGACUAUUGUAGCUAUUGUAGCUAAUGACUAUUGUAGCUGGAAACGGCUGAUUUUUAAUGGAAUAUCUACAGUUGAAGUCGGAAGUUUACAUACACCUUAGCCAAAUACAUUUAAACUCAGUUUUUCACAAUUCCUGACAUUUAAUCCUAGUAAAAUUCCCUGUUUUAGGUCAGUUAGGAUCACCACUUUAUUUUAAGAAUGUGAAAUGUCAGAAUAAUAGUAGAGACAAUCAUUUAUUUCAGCUUUUAUUUCUUUACAUACACUAAAUUUGUAUUUGGUAGCAUUGCCUUUAAAAUGAUUAACUUGGGUCAAACAUUUUGGGUAGCCUUCCACAAGCUUCCUACAAUAAGUUGGGUGAAUUUUGUCCCAUUCCUCCUGACAGAGCUGGUGUAACUGAGUCAGGUUUGUAGGCCUCCUUGCUCACACACGCUUUUUCAGUUCUGCCCACAAAUGUUCUAUAGGAUUGAGGUCAAGGCUUUGUGAUGGCCACUCCAAUACCUUGACUUUGUUGUCCUUAAGCCAUUUUGCCACAACUUUGGAAGUAUGCUUGGGGUCAUUGUCCAUUUGGAAGACCCAUUUGCAACCAAGCUUUAACUUCCUGACUGAUGUUGCUUCAAUAUAUUCAUAUACUUCUCCUUUCUCAUGAAGCCAUCUAUUUUGUGAAGUGCACCAGUUCCUCCUGCAGCAAAGCACCCCCACCACAUGAUGCUGCCACCCCCAUGUUUCACUGUUGGGAUGGUGUUCUUCGGCUUGCAAGCCUCCCCCUUUUUCCUCCAAACAUAACGAUGGUCGUUAUGGCCAAACAGUUCUAUUUUUGCUUCAUCAGACCAGAGGACAUUUCUCCAAAAAGUACGCUCUUUGUCCCCAUGUGCAGUUGCAAACCGUAGUCUGGCUUUUUUAUGGUAGUUUUGGAGCAGUGGCUUCUUCCUUGCUGAGUGGCCUUUCAGGUUAUGUCGAUAUAGGACUCGUUUUACUGUGGAUAUAGAUACUUUUGUACCCGUUUCCUCCAGCAUCUUCACAAGGUCCUUUGCUGUUGUUCUGGGAUUGAUUUGCACUUUUUGCACCAAAGUACAUUCAUCUCUAGGAGACAGAACGCGUCCUGAGUGGUAUGAUGGCUUCGUGGUCCCAUGGUGUUUAUACUUGCGUACUAUUGUUUGUACAGAUGAACGUGGUACCUUCAGGCAUUUGGAAAUUUCUCCCAAGAAUGAACCAGACUUGUGGAGGUCUACAAUUUUGUUUUCUGAGGUCUUGGCUGAUUUAUUUUGAUUUUCCCAUGAUCUCAAGCAAAGAGGCAGUGAAUUUGAAGGUAGGCCUUGAAAUACAUCCACAGGUACACCUCCAAUUGAUUCAAUGGUGUCAAUUAGUCUAUCAGAAGCUUCUAAAGUCAUUACAUAAUUUUCUGGAAUUUUCCAAGCUGUUUAAAGGCACAGUCAACUUAGUGUAUGUAAAUGUCUGACCCACUGGAAUUGUGAUACAGUAAAAUAAUCUGACUGUAAAUAAUUGUUAGAAAUUAUUUACAGACAGAGAUGUGCUAACCGACUUGCCAAAACUAUAGUUUGUUAACACGAAAUUUGUGUGUCAUUGAAAAAUGAGUUUUAAUGAUACCAACCUAAGUGUAUGUAAACUCCUGACUUCAACUGUACAUAGGCGUAUAAAAAACCAUUUUACAAUUAUGUUAGCACAGCUGAAAACUGUUAUCCUGAUUAAAGAAGCAAUAAAUCUGGCUUUUAGACUAGUUGAGUAUCUGGAGCAUCAGCAUUUGUGGGUUCGAUUACAGGCUCAAAAUGGCCUUUCUUCUGAAACUUGUCAGUCUGUUCUUGUUCUGAGAAAUGAAGACUAUUCCAUGCGAGAAAUUGCCAAGAAACUGAAGAUCUCGUACGACGCUGUGUACUACUCCCUUCACAGAUCAACGCAAACUGUCUCUAAUCAGAAUAGAAAGAGGAAUGGGAGGCCCCACUGCACAACUGAGCAAGAGGACGAGUACAGUAGAGUGUCUAGUUUGAGACACAGACGCCUCAAGUCCUCACCUGGCAGCUUUAUUAAAUAGUACCUUCAAAACACCAGUCUAAACGUCAACGGUGAAGAGGCAACUCUGGGAUGCUGGCCUUCUAGGCAGAAAAAGCCAUUUCUCAGACCGGCCCAUAAAAAUAGAAGAUUAAGAUGGGCGAAAGAACACAGAUACUGGACAGAGAAAGAUUGGACAAAGGUGUUAUGGACAGACAAAUCUGUGUUUGGGGUGUUCAGAUCACAAAGAACAUUCGUGAGACGCAAAAAAAAUAUGAAAAGAUGCUGGAGGAGUGCUUGACGCCAACUGUCAAGCAUGGUGGAGGCAAUUUGAUGGUCUGGGGGUGCUUUGGUGAUGGUAAAGUGGGAGAUUUGUACAGGGUAAAAGGGAUCUUGAAGAAGGAAGGCUAUCACUCCAUUUUGCAACGCCAUGCCAUACCCUGUGGACGGCGCUUAAUUGGAGCCAAUUUCCUCCUACAACAGGACAAUGACCCAAAGCACAGCUCCAAACUUUGCAAGAACUAUUUAGGGUAUUCUGUCUCUAAUGGAGUGGCCAGCAGUCACCGGAUCGCAACCCUAUUGAGCAUAUGGUACGUAAGAAGUGCCCAUCAAUCCAAUCCAAUUUGUGGGAGGUGCUUCUGGAAGCAUGGGGUGAAAUAUCUUCAGAUUACCUCAACAAAUUGACAACUAGAAUGCCAAAGGUCUGCAGGGCUGUAAUUGCUGAAAAUGGAGGAUUCUUUGACGAAAGCAAAGUUUGAAGGACACAAUUAUUAUUUUAAUUAAAAAUCAUUAUUUAUAACCUUGUCAACGUCUUGACUAUAUUUCCUAUUCAUUUUGCAACUAAUUUCAUGUAUGUUCUCAUGGAAAACAAGGACAUUUCUAAGUGACCCCAAACUCUUGAAAGCUAGUGUAAUUAUUCAGACCCAUUACUCAGUACUUUCUUGAAGCACCUUUGGCAGAGGUUACAGCCUCGAGUCUUCUCGGGGAUGACACUGCAAGCUUGGCACACCUGUAUUUGGGUAGUUUCUCCCAUUCUUCUCUGCAGAGCCUCUCAAGCUCUUUCAGAUCGGAUGGGGAGUGUUGCUGCACAGCUAUUUUCAGGUCUCUCCAGAGAUGUUUGAUCUGGUUCAAGUCUGGGCUCUGGCUGGGCCACUCAAGGACAUUCAGAGACUUAUCCCAAAGCCACUCCUGCGUUGUCUUGGCUGUGUGCUUAGGGUCGUUGUCUUGUUGGAAGGUGAUCCUUCGCCCCAGUCUGAGGUCCUGGGCACUCUGGAGCAGGUUUUCAUCAAGGAUCGGGCUGUACUUUGCUCUGUUCAUCUUUCCCUCGAUCCUGACUAGUCUCCCAGUCCCUACCGCUGAAAAACAUUCCCACAGCAUGAUCAAGGAUGCCAAACAGUCACAUUUUGGUUAAAUUAGCCGUUUUGAAUACAAAAUAGUUUGCCUUCGUGAUUUGUGUAGAUCCUUAUGAGAAACGUUUUGGCGGGGGUGAUGCACGUUUGGAGCAACACUGGCUGUAUCCAAGGCUCAGCCAAUCGUUCACAUAACAACAUGCUGCAGCACGCGACUGAAGAGAGAACCAAUUAGCUAGUUACAGCAUCAGCGCGCGCUCUGGAAAGACAACGGAGAGCGGAACGGCAGCUCAUUUACAGCAUCGCGUCCCCUGACCGAUAACGAAGAGGUAAGUGAGAAGGUGAUGAAGCGUACUUCAUGAGCUGUAACCGAAAAACAACUGGCAUUUCGAAAGUUUGAGGUGAGGGAGAAAGUGUGGUAGAACAUGUAUUGUUAGCAUUGUUAAGUAUCUUAUUAGCUGGAUCGAAUUCUCUGUUAGCUAGCCAGAGAAAUGGUGAGCAACAUUAGCCAAUUUAACUGAUCAAAUCAUUGAGUUUAUGGUGUGAAAAUUAAUGUUAACGGUAGCUAAUGUUACAACAUCAGAUGAGCUAACUUUAGUGACCUAACCAAUUCGCUCUAGUAUUACCUGGUAACGUUAUACAACUUCUUGCCAUUCCUCAAGUUAUAACAUGUUAGUUGCCCACUGGACCCUGGUAAUAUGUGUGAGUAGUUAACUAGCUAACGAACUAACUACUAACUGUGAACUAAUGUUUUCUCUAUACAGUAUGUGGUUAAUUUUCAGAAUGAGAGAAUUAGGUGAAAAUGAGGCAUUGCUUGUUAUACAAGUGCAUUCAGGGAUCAAGUGAAGCUGGAGCUAGGCCUGGCUUAAGCUGGAUGCCACUAUAGAGGUGAAAGGAACACCACACACUUUCCUUCUUUCUCAUUCUUUCAAUACAGUGGAUAAAAAGGGGUAUGCCAGGUGUACUCUCUGCCUGAAAGAGCUCACUUCUGCCAACAAAGAGUAUCAUGCUCUGUGGACACAUUGUAGAACAGAUGUCCACAGGCAGAAAGUGUACAAUGUAGUAAUGUACAGUGUAGCCCAAUAUAUUGCUUUUGUUGUGUUGAACUUGACAGUAACACUUGUGUGUAGGUGAGGGGGGAUUAUUCGGUCACGGCCGGCUGCGACAGAGCCUGGACCCGAACCAGGAUCUCUAGACCACUUCGCCACUCGGGAGGCUGCUUUCUGUUCCUUUUUUUGAAAAUCUGUGAGUUAGGUUCACAUUAACCACUUUUUAUUUUACACACAGAGACUGAUCAUGUAGAUCAUAUUAUUUGUUGUUUAAUUAGUUAAAACCUGCAUUUCCCCCUACCAGGGAUAAAAA